This is a messenger RNA of Menidia menidia (Atlantic silverside), 756 nucleotides long. The record is from the annotation of a GenBank genome assembly. Lineage: Eukaryota; Metazoa; Chordata; Actinopteri; Atheriniformes; Atherinopsidae.
AUGAUGCACACUCCAGCCUCCAUGGUGAUGGGAAUCGUGUUUGCCCCUUUGGGAUUGGCCCUGGUCUUCACGGCUGCCAUCACCCCGCAGUGGAGAGAAGGCCAGGCUCGACUGAGCAUGGCCGGGUCUGGGUUUCUCCUCCGAGUGGGAGCGAAAGGUCAAGGGGUGGGUUCCAAGUCCCGCUCAGUGGAGGCGCUGCUGUUGCUCCGCUCCGAUGGCCUGUGGGAGAGCUGUAUGCAGGUGGAGCACUCCGAGCUCAAGCAGUGUUGGCCAGUUGCUGGACCGUACCAGAGAGACCCACGGGUUCGUCUGGCUCAGGGCUUGGUGCUCACCUCCUUGUUCCUGAGCGGGAUUGGCAUUGUUCUGGCCUGCAUCGGGGUCCGCUGCUGGACAGAUCUACCUCUGAGAGGGGUGGCAGCCUCGGGGGGACUCCUGGUGGUGAGUGCUGGGCUGCUGAGUCUGACUGCGUUGGGAGUGUACACCCAUAACCUCAAAAGACUUGGGAUGGAUCCAAGUCAGGGGAUGGCUAAUCACAGGUCAGCCCAGCUGAGCCUGCACGCAGCAGGAUCGCUCUAUUUCGGAUGGCUGGGUUCGUUUUUACAGUUGUUGGGAGGCAGUGCACUGCUGUUCAGCUUCAAAAGACCAAGAUGUCCGACAUGCCCGUCCCGCCCGGAGCAAACUAUCUGCCCUGCUUGUCGCUCGUGUCCAGAGAUAACAACCAAAACUGACAUGGAUGUAUAUGAAGUCAGUUGUUAG